AUGGCUGUCUUGAAGUCAAUCGCCGUGGCUGCUGCAUGCGCUGCAGCAGUAGAUGCCGCAGCUAUCCAGCCUCGUCAGUACAAGACGCUUGUCGAUUCGCAAUCUCUGCGUAACGCUCUUCACAUCGACAACUUGUACGCAAGAGCAGAGAAGCUCCAAGAGAUUGCAUACAGUACCCCCGGCAAGAAUCGCGUCAUUGGCAGCCAGGGCCACGAAGACACGGUCGAAUACAUCAAAGGGGAACUUGAAGCGUUCUCAGACUAUUACGACGUAUAUACCCAAGAUGUGCCACUCUCCAUUGGGUAUAAUGCCACCCUCAGCGCCAACAACAAGACUAUCGAGGCUUUCGCUGUGACGCUUGCUCCAGGUGGUAAUGUGACCGGCCCGCUUGUUGCUAUCCCUAGUCUUGGAUGUAAUGAGGAGGACUUCCCUGAAACCCUCGAGGGCUCCCUCGCUUUGAUCCAGCGUGGUAACUGCUCAUAUGGUGAGAAGGUGCAACUCGCAGCUGCUAAAGGUGCUCUCGGCGUCGUGGCAUGGAAUAACGCUGAGGGUACUCUUGAAGGAUAUUCAUUGCAAGUCUUGUACCCUGAGGGCGAUUUCGUCCCUGUUGCUGGCAUCACCCUUGGCCAAGGAGAGUCCCUUCUCGCCCAACUUGAAGCUGGUGUGGACAUCACCGUGGAUAUGUGGACAAACGCUACCGUCUACAACACUCGCAACCUUAUUGCUGAGACUAAGGCUGGUGACCACGACAAUGUCAUCCAUGUUAGCGGUCACUCCGACUCAGUUACAGCCGGUCCAGGUAUCAACGACAACGGUUCAGGUUCUAUGUCUAUUCUGGAGAUUGCUCUCCAACUUACCAACUAUACUGUUAACAACGCCGUGCGAUUCAGUUGGUGGACUGCGGAAGAGGCUGGUCUGCUAGGCGCCGAAUACUACGUGCAUGAGCUGCCUCAAGACGAGAGGGACAAGAUUCGUCUCAUGCUUGAUUUUGAUAUGAUGGCAUCUCCCAACUUUGCCUAUCAGAUCUACGAUGGCGAUGGUUCCGCUUACAACCUCAGCGGUCCUACUGGAUCCGCCGAGGCUGAGCACGAGUUUGCUGCGUACUUUGACAGCAUCGGUCUCAACCACACUGAGAUAGAAUUCGAUGGUCGUUCGGAUUAUGGUCCCUUCCUUGAAGCUGGCAUCGCAGCUGGUGGAAUCGCAGGCGGAGCUGAAGGCAUCAAGACUGAAGAAGAAGCCGAAAUGUUUGGUGGCGGUGCUGGCGUACCUUACGAUGUGAACUACCACGAGGACGGUGAUACAGUCAACAACCUGAACCUGGAUGCUUGGAUUGAGUUCACCAAGGCUAUUGCGCACAUGACGGCUACGUACGCUGUUUCGUGGGAUAGUAUCCCUCCAAGAAACGCGACGGCUGCGCAAAAGAGGUCUGAACGUUACACACAGUGGAAGCAGGAGUUCCGCCAGACAAAGAGGUAUCAAAGAUGGGUGUAG
Alternaria postmessia is the source of this 1491-nucleotide messenger RNA. RefSeq lists its product as uncharacterized. The transcript is spliced from 3 exons. NCBI's taxonomy places the organism in Eukaryota, Fungi, Ascomycota, Dothideomycetes, Pleosporales, Pleosporaceae. Gene Ontology annotation, biological process: proteolysis. Gene Ontology annotation, molecular function: aminopeptidase activity; metalloexopeptidase activity. The coding region runs from base 1 to 1491 and encodes 496 amino acids. The record is from RefSeq and is a predicted model, not a curated record.